Sardina pilchardus (European sardine) is the source of this 1137-nucleotide messenger RNA. Its product is annotated as pepsin A-like. Bases 1 to 1137 code for a protein of 378 amino acids. The record is from RefSeq and is a predicted model, not a curated record. Gene Ontology annotation, biological process: proteolysis. The transcript has 9 exons. NCBI's taxonomy places the organism in Eukaryota, Metazoa, Chordata, Actinopteri, Clupeiformes, Clupeidae. Gene Ontology annotation, molecular function: aspartic-type endopeptidase activity.
AUGAUGAAGUGGGCUUUUGUUCUGUGUGCCCUGGUGGCUUUCUCUGAAUGUUUUCGGGUGCCCCUGAUCAAGGGUAAGACAGCCCGACAGACACUGCAGGAGAAAGGUCUUUGGGAGGAGUACAGGAAAAGGUAUCCUUACCAGCCCUGGAACAAGUUCCAGACACAGAAUGGAGCUGAGAGCAUGACCAAUGAUGCUGAUCUGUCUUACUACGGUGUCAUCUCCCUGGGAACUCCCCCCCAGUCCUUCGGAGUUAUCUUUGACACUGGCUCCUCCAACCUGUGGGUGCCCUCUGUGUACUGCACCAGUAGCUCUGCUUGCAAUAACCAUCGGAAGUUCAACCCUCAGAGUUCCAGCACCUACCAAUCCACUCAACAGACUGUUCAGAUCGCUUACGGGACUGGCAGCAUGACUGGACUUCUGGGUUACGAUACCCUGGAGGUGGGUGGAAUUACUGUGAGCAACCAGAUCUUCGGUCUGAGUGAAACCGAGGCACCUUUCUUGGCGAACAUGCAGUGGGAUGGUAUCCUGGGUCUUGCCUUCCCCUCCCUCUCUGCCUCUGGAGCCACCCCCGUCUUUGACAACAUGAUGAGUCAGGGUCUCGUCUCCCAGGACCUCUUCUCUGUCUAUCUGAGUGGGAACAGCGAGACAGGCAGCGUGGUCCUGUUUGGUGAGAUUGACUCUCAGUACUACACCGGCAGCUUGAAGUGGGUUCCUCUGACCUCCGAGACCUACUGGCAGAUCAAGAUGGACAGUGUCACCAUCAAUGGAAAUGUUGUCGCUUGUGCUGGUGGAUGUCAGGCCAUUGUCGACACCGGAACCUCUCUCAUUGUUGGACCUUCCAAUGACAUCAGCAACAUGAAUGCCUGGGUUGGUGCCUCCACUGAUCAAUAUGGUGAUGCCACUGUCACCUGUGGAAACACCCAGAACAUGCCUGAGGUCACCUUCACUCUCAACGGUUAUGCUUUCACUCUCCCAGCAUCAGCCUAUGUGUCUCAGGGAUACGGAAGCUGUUCCACUGGCUUUGGUAAUGGAGGUAGUGACCAGCUCUGGAUCCUGGGUGACGUUUUCAUCAGACAGUUUUACACUGUCUUUGAUAGGCAGUACAAUAUGGUGGCUUUUGCUCCAAUUGCAUAA